Messenger RNA from Spea bombifrons (plains spadefoot toad), 1149 nucleotides. Its product is annotated as vomeronasal type-2 receptor 1-like. Gene Ontology annotation, cellular component: membrane. The transcript has 5 exons. The record is from RefSeq and is a predicted model, not a curated record. Gene Ontology annotation, biological process: G protein-coupled receptor signaling pathway. Bases 1 to 1149 code for a protein of 382 amino acids. NCBI's taxonomy places the organism in Eukaryota, Metazoa, Chordata, Amphibia, Anura, Pelobatidae. Gene Ontology annotation, molecular function: G protein-coupled receptor activity.
AUGCAGGAACUUGGUAACAUCCACCGGUUACAGGAGCCGAGCAGGAUACAGGUAGCAAAAGGCAAAAGAGUAGUCAUUACACGGAGCCGAGGACAGGAUAAUCAAAACAAGCCGGGGGAAACGCAGGAGAUAGACAGGAACUUCAAAAGAGCCAGAGACCAUGCAGUCUGUGUUCAGGAAACCUGCCAGUGGCUACAGGCGUUGAGGGACUUCAGUAGAACAGCGGUUCGGGCGGACGGAAGGCCUUUCUACCUUUGGUACGCGCAUGUCCGCAUCUUUCUUUUUGCCAUUGAACAAAUUAAUAACUAUACAAAUAUUUUACCAAAUAUCACGCUGGGAUACCAUCUUUAUGAUUCUUGCUUAGAUACAAGGAAGGCUGUAAAAAGCAUUUUACAAAUUUUAUCUGGACCUGGGAAGACUAUCCCCAAUUAUUCCUGUUCUGAACGUGGGAAGGUGGCUGGUUUUAUUGGAGAUCACUAUUCAGUCACCACUGUGCCCAUAGCGCAAAUACUCGGGAUAUAUGGUCAUACACAGAUCAGCUAUGGAGCCACAGAUUAUUCAUUAAGUGAUCGACGUGUCUACCCGCACUUUUUCAGGGCACUUCAGAAUGAACGCGUCCAUUUCUUAAUAAUAUCCGACCUUCUGAAACACUUUGGCUGGACCUGGGUUGGAAUAUUUACAUCGGAUGAUGACGGUGGAAAUCAACAGAGUCUUAUUUUAACCAAAUAUCUCAAUGAUCAGGGUAUUUGUGUUGCCUACACAAUACAUAGCAACAAGGGCAUCAAAAACGAUUUACAUCACAUCAGUGAAACUGUUAGAAAAUCUUCUGCUCAAGUUAUUGUGAUUUGUGGACCCUUAACAUAUGCUUCUAUUAGCACACUGCUUGUCUUAAAAGAUAUUUUUCACAGUAAGACACUAAUUCUUCCCCCUUCUUCGGCUUCAAAGACAGAAGUGUUUCUGACUAAUAUCGGCACAUUUAAUGGCAGUUUGGGUAUUGAACACUCUCCUAUAUUUUUUUCUGGAACCGAAAAUUAUUUCAAAGAUAUCAAACCUUCUAAAUUCCUGAACGAUGGACUACUUGCAGAUAUUUAUUCCCUAUAUUUCAAAUAUGCCGUCAAUCGCAAUAUUCAACAAUAUGCACAUGAUUGA